Molecule: messenger RNA, 808 nt
Organism: Nematolebias whitei (Rio pearlfish)
Lineage: Eukaryota; Metazoa; Chordata; Actinopteri; Cyprinodontiformes; Rivulidae
Product: collagenase 3-like
Exons: 5
Coding region: 1-795 (264 amino acids)
Biological process (GO): extracellular matrix organization; collagen catabolic process; proteolysis
Cellular component (GO): extracellular matrix
Molecular function (GO): metalloendopeptidase activity; zinc ion binding
Source: RefSeq, a predicted model, not a curated record
AUGAACUCUUUCAGCACGUUCUUUGUACUCAGCGUGACUGCUGCAGCUUUCUGUGCACCCGUCACUAAAACUGCAGUAGAUGAUCGAAGUUUUGCCGAGGGCUACCUGAAGAAAUUCUUCAACCUCACGGAUGAGAGAGGCCCAUCAACUAGACGAGGAGGAAUCAGCCCCAUGACGAAGAAGCUCACUGAGAUGCAGAGCUUCUUUGGGCUUAACGUCACAGGGACACUGGAUGCUGAAACCCUGGAGAUGAUGAAAAAACCCCGCUGUGGUGUUCCAGAUGAAAAAGUAGCUCGUUUUUCUACCUUUGGAGACAAACCCAAAUGGAACAAAAGGAGCCUCACCUACAGGAUACAGAACUACACACCUGACAUGUCUCAGGAAGAGGUGGAUAAUUCCAUUGAGAAAGCUCUGCAGGUGUGGGCCAAAGUCACUCCUCUGAAGUUUACAAAGAUGAACAGCGGCACGGCUGACAUCAUGAUCUCUUUUGGUCAGCGGGCUCAUGGGGAUUAUUACCCUUUCGAUGGACCUGCUGGUACUCUUGCACAUGCAUUUGCACCUUCCCAGGGCAUUGGAGGAGAUGCUCAUUUUGAUGACGAUGAAAAAUUUAUAUUUCGUUCAGGAAAAGGCUACGUCCUGUUUCUUGUUGCUGCUCAUGAGUUCGGCCACUCUCUGGGCUUGGAUCACUCUCAGGAUCGAGGUGCUCUCAUGUAUCCCGUGUACUCGUACAGAAACCCCGACACGUUUGUUCUGUCACAGGACGAUGUUAAAGGCAUCCAGUCGCUCUAUGGUUGACAGAUGAGCUCCA